ACAAAAUGGUGGUUGUUUUCGUUUUGUGACUAAUUCUUUCGAAUAAAUUCACCUUCCGUCCGCCCAAAUUGAUGAAAAUAUGAUUGUAAUGUGGUUAGGAAGUUUCAGCAGAUUUUGGGGCUUCUGUGUGUGCCUCUUGAUCACAUGUGUAGUCCGGAAUGCCAAUGCAGAUAUGAACCUCGUAAUUGAAGGAAGUAAUCCUCUAGAAAAGUUCACAGAAGAUUCCUUUUCAAUCACGUGCAAGGCUGAGGGGAUAAAUAUAGAUUCAAGUUACCGGCCGAAGUUGGAAUGGUGGAAUCCCAGUAAUACACAAAACCGACCACUCACAGAUGCUGACAUCUCGCGGUAUAAUGGUCGCCUGGAGGUAUUGGAAAAGGGCAGAAUAUUAAAGUUGACCUUCAUUCAAAUCCAAGGAGACGCUGGAGGAACUUACGAAUGCCGUGGCACGGCGCAGGAUGGCAGUGUCCAGAGCCAUAAAGUUCAAUUGAUUCUAAGAGAGAAAAUAACAUUCAAGGACACCCCGUUGGAACAGUACCCGAUCGACGGGACGGUUGAUGCUGUUAUUAGAUGUACUGUGUUUGGUUCACCACCGCCUGAGGUAUAUUGGCUGGUAAAUAAAACCAAAAUCGACUUCGCUGCACCAAAUAGUCGAUACUAUGCAUAUACUGACGGCCUUCACAUUACGAACAUCAAUUCAAAGGACAACGCUAAUUACACGUGUCGGGCGUCAGUGAGGUUGUCAACUGGAGAGAAACUAUUUGAGGCAGAGAUCCGUGUCGUCGUGGCUGUGAAGCCAGUGUUUGCCCCUGGGUACGAGGUUCAAGUUGUCGAUAUGCCGAUCGUGAAGAGAAUGACCCGAAUACGAUGUCACGCAGAGAUCGGGAAGCCGAUACCCGAGUACUUUUUCUACAAAAAAAAUCGUCCUAACGAUGAAAUCAAUGGUGGUCGUUUUAAAGUGAGUCAAAAUGCAGGACCCAAUCAAAACCUUGGGGAAUUGGAGAUACGGGACAUCCAGACUGAAGAUGGCGGACUUUAUACUUGUCGUGCAGUAAACAAGGCUGGGAGCACAGAUAUUACGUUCAAUUUAAAAGUUGUUGAACCCCCAGAGCUGUACAGAAUGGAUAACCAGACGUAUCCAUUGGUUACAGGCAAAGAGAAGAUCAAGGGGUCGCUGACCUGUAUGAUCAGGGCCGACCCGACGCCUGGUCUUCAGUUCCACAAAGUUGGGGAACAGCAGCCGUACGUGACGGGAGUCCAACCGAAUGAUCCACGCAUCAACGUCAGACUGUUCCAACCCCAGGGAUUGGACUACCGUUACGCGGGAAUCACGCUGGAGAUUAACAACCUCACACCAGAAGAUUCUCACAACUACACGUGCGUUGCUACAAAUCCUGCUGAAACGAGACGAUGGAACGGCACAAUCACUGUCCAAUACCGACCGAAUCUGAGUAAAACAGAAAACUACACAUACAGCUGGAUCGGUAACAUAAAAAAUCUGACAUGUAUCGCAAUGGGGGAACCUAUCCCCAUAUUUCAGUGGUGGCAUCGGGGUGAAAUGAUCAUCACAGGACGCAACUCAACGUUCAAAGUCUACAAUGAGACUACUGUCAGUAAGUUACAGAUUGACAUCCCGAAGGAGGUGAGUCCAUCCAAGUGGUACUGGGUGUUUGGUGUCUACAGUUGUAAUGCCAGUAACAUCAUUGGAGUGGACAGUCACCUCAUCGAGCUCCGUAAAGCCAUUGAACCAGAGCGACCAGACUCGGUCAACGUUAUCGCUGAUACACCACGGACGGUGACGUUCAAGGCAGUCGGUCCGAACCGACCGAAUCAGAUAGCGAUACUUGGUUAUAUCAUUGAGUAUAAAGAGGUCGAUGACAGAGCAGGGGCCUACAAGGGGAGGAUGGCAUUCGCUUGGAAUGAAACCCUCAAGAUGUAUGACCUCUUGCCGACCAAUGUCUACAUCUUCAGGACUACGGCUUACAACCCUGUCGGGAACAGCCAGCAGGCUAUCGAGAUAAGGCACACCAUGGCAGACAUAAGGAAACCAUAUCCGAUCAUCCUGACAUCCAAAAACGUCAGCACAUAUCCGUAUUUCUACGAGAUGCAGUGGGACGAGCCUGAUAAUGGCGGCCGUGGGAUCACCAAGUUCUUUAUUGGCUAUAGAAUGGUGGAAGUUGACCCUGCAAAUGAGACUAUGGUCAUAUCCGAUGGUGAUUGGACCAAGCUCGAGGCCAAACUCAAUCCAAAACUGCAUCGAUACCGGCUCAAAAACCUGAAAGCCAAUCGUUAUUACGAGGUGGAUAUCCAGGCAGAGAAUGUUUUGGGGAAGUCUGAGAUUACGGGGGCUAGCCAGAUGGUGUUCAGGACAUUACAAGCCACUGAUGGUGAAACUGGCCCGAUCAUCGCAGCCAGCUCAAAAGUUCAUCUCUACGCACAAGCUCUGGUUCUGACGAUAGUGAUGACUUUCUUACUCAGCUAAGGUCAAGCGCUGUGAUGACACUUUCUGAAGAUCUCGUGGUUUUUCUGGCAAAGUGAAAGCAAAAUAUUGACGAUUUUGACUUUUGGUCAAACAUUUAAAAUGUUACAAAAGUUUGUUGAACAUCUUUCAAAUGAUAAUUCAGUUCUAUUUUAAGAUUUUCAAAGGAAAACAAUCACUAAAAUUAUUUCUGUAUCAUUGCGUAAAAUGUCACUCUUUUGUGGCAGUUUGGGUGCUAUUUGAUUGAUGUUACAGAGGAACCUCCCAUAGCGGACACCUCUGUUAGCAGGACACUUUCUCUAUUAAGAACGCUGAUUUUGGUCCCAAAUUUGUCAUUUCCAUUCAAUUUGACCCUUACGAUUGUCUGGGGGUGUCCUUAACACCUUCAGCGCCGAACCACGUAGAUCUACGUGGCCCAAAUCCCCCCCUCUUUGAGCUGGUUAUCGGAGUCUCAUGGACUUCAGGAAAGAACUAUGCCAUCGCCAUCUUC
Molecule: messenger RNA, 2966 nt
Organism: Lineus longissimus
Lineage: Eukaryota; Metazoa; Nemertea; Pilidiophora; Heteronemertea; Lineidae
Product: fasciclin-2-like
Exons: 15
Coding region: 80-2479 (799 amino acids)
Molecular function (GO): protein binding
Source: RefSeq, a predicted model, not a curated record